GAACAGAAUUGACUUUCUAAUAUUAGCUGGCUAUAGCGAUAAUGUCAAUAUAAACAAAUAUGGCUGACUGUGGGGAUAAAGACAGCACUACAGAGUUCGAUGAUGAUGAUAUUGAAGAGGAUGCUCCACUUGAAAAACGAAAAAAGAUUUUCUCUAAAGAAUUGCGUUGUAUGAUGUAUGGCUUUGGAGAUGAUCAGAAUCCCUACACAGAAUCUGUUGACUUGCUGGAGGAUCUUGUUGUAGAUUACAUUACUGAAAUGACCAAAAAAGCCAUGGAAAUUGGAAAGUCUGGAAGAAUAAUUGUUGAAGAUAUCAUAUUUCUUAUCCGCAAAGAUCCCAAAAAAUAUUCCAGAGUUAAGGAACUUUUAUUGAUGAGUGAGGAACUCAGAAAAGCAAGGAAAGCUUUUGAUGAAAUCAAAUAUGCUACAACAAAAUGAUAUCCCGAUUCAAAUGUAUAGUUUAUGCUGAUUCAAAUCUGUAGUUUAUGCGUAUGUUGUUGAUGAUUGAAUUAUUGUGUGUAUUUGAGUGCCAAGAUUUUGUGUGUUGAAUUUGACAGAUAUUGUGUAACUGUACUAGAUUGUAGCCCAUCACAUGCUUUUAAAAUCUGUAUAUAGUUAAAUAACACUGUAUAUUUAAAAUCUACUUUUGUGUUAACAAAAAUGAAUUUUUUUUGAACUAAUCACCUACUAAUUAGAUUAAUGAUAAGCUACAAUAAGAAAAGGAUAAAAAUAAAAUUGGGCUUUAAACAUAA
This is a messenger RNA of Biomphalaria glabrata, 751 nucleotides long. RefSeq names its product transcription initiation factor TFIID subunit 13-like. NCBI's taxonomy places the organism in Eukaryota, Metazoa, Mollusca, Gastropoda, Planorbidae. Gene Ontology annotation, molecular function: protein heterodimerization activity. Bases 60 to 437 code for a protein of 125 amino acids. Gene Ontology annotation, biological process: transcription by RNA polymerase II. The record is from RefSeq and is a predicted model, not a curated record. The transcript has 4 exons. Gene Ontology annotation, cellular component: transcription factor TFIID complex.